This is a messenger RNA of Carcharodon carcharias (great white shark), 3292 nucleotides long. RefSeq names its product OFD1 centriole and centriolar satellite protein (gene ofd1). The transcript is spliced from 23 exons. The coding region runs from base 144 to 3194 and encodes 1016 amino acids. NCBI's taxonomy places the organism in Eukaryota, Metazoa, Chordata, Chondrichthyes, Lamniformes, Lamnidae. Gene Ontology annotation, molecular function: protein binding. Gene Ontology annotation, biological process: epithelial cilium movement involved in determination of left/right asymmetry. The record is from RefSeq and is a predicted model, not a curated record. Gene Ontology annotation, cellular component: ciliary basal body; centrosome.
GGGCGAUGCUAACGGCUGGUUUGCCCGUGACGGAGCUGCAGCGUCCUGGCGGUUGCUGGAGUGACGGGAGGAGGCGGUUAGAGCUCGAGCGGCGGUCAGGGGUCACCUGGGGGUUACGCGGGGGUCUCGAGCUCAGUGUAUAAAUGGAACCUAAAAUGGCUUUUGAUACUUGUGAAGCCAUUUCUUCAGAGGAGCUUCGGAGGAGACUUUAUCAAACAUUCAAAAACCGAGGUGUCUUAGAUUCUUUAAAGUCUCAGCUUCGAAAUCAGCUUGUUCAUGAAUUAACACAUCCUGGUUUAAAUGGACGCUUACCUGCAAAUGGUCAUCGUCAUCAGAAACCUUCUACGGAUGAGGAUUCUCUGAUGAUUAUGGCUGCAAAUAGCAUCGUGGUGGACCACUUGCGUAGGAUUGGAUACGAGUACUCGCUGUCAGUCUUUUACCCAGAAUCUGGCUUAGAAAAGGAAAAGAUAUUUACAACAAGAGAUCUCCUACAGAUUAUGAAAAUCAACCCCAGGUCCGACCUUUACAAAUCUAUUAUUUCAAAUCUUCAAAAGGAUCAUCAAAAAGGGUUUCUUAUUCAGUUUCUGAUGGAACUGACUGACUAUCAACUAACUCGGGAGUAUCACGAUGCACAAACUCAGACCAGCUGCGUUUCGGACUACAAGGAGUCUAUUGUUGAUAAACUUCAAAUGGUUGAUGAAGAAUAUGCAGCAUUUCAUCCAACAGAUUUGCAGGAUGACUUUUGGGAAACAAAACUGCUUGUAUAUCGCAAACAAAUAGAAGAACAGCUUCAGGCAGAGAUGCAGCAAGAGCUGCAGCAUUUUAAGGAUCUGGAAUUGGCUAAAGUUCGGAUUCAGGAGAAAGAGCAUUCACAGAAGAAUAUAGAAGAGCUCAGAUCAAAGCUAGAUAAAAUGUACCAGAUGAAGUCUGAAACAUUGACCACAAGAGAGAAAAAUGCUAUAGAGAGACUCCAGAAACAACAGGAGAUUGAGGAAAAGGAAAUCUACAUGCAGAGGCAGAGUUUAUUGAAAGACAUUGAAGCUGUGCGAAAUAGAGAGGUCGAACUUAGACAACGAAUUGAAGCUUUUGAACUGUCUCAGAAUUUGUAUGACCAAAAGAACAAGAGUUUAGAACAGGAUCUCCGGAGACGGGAGCUGGCAGUGAAAAAUAUCGAGGAGACUUAUGAGCAAAAGCUUAAGAAUGAACUGUGCAGGCUUCAGCUGGAACUACAGGAAGAGUAUCAGAAAAGAACUGAGAAAAUAAUGGUGAAUGAGAAAAGAAUUGAAGCAGAGGCAGCUCGAUUACAUGAAGAGUCUGUUAUCAUCCAUUCCGAAAGAGAGGAACUCCAAGAAGCCCGUGUUCAAGUUAAGAAGAUGGAGGUGGAACUGAAUGCAGCUACAGCCCAAGUUUGUUUGUUAAUGAAGCAGAAUGAAUUGCUGAAUGAAAAGUUAAAGGACGUAGCAGACUAUACAUCAUUAAAGACAGAAAACGUACAGUUUCAGACUGAGAUCAACAUGCUGAGGAAACAGCUAGAUGAGGCUCAUCAUGAAAAUCAGAAACUGUGUGAAAUGCUGAAUCAACCUACUACUGCUCAUUUAGCUCUUCAAGCUGAAUUGAAGAAAGCAGAAUAUUCCAGAAAGCUUGACCAGGAUGAAUAUCAAAACCAUAAACAGAUACUGGAGCAACAGCUACAGAAUGAGGUAGAGCGCUAUGCAAAGGUGAGAAGCCAACUCAUGGAAUAUGAGAAUCAAACCAGAAGACUGAAUGGGCAAGUUGAUGACUUGAAACUUCAGCUGCGACAAACACAAUUGGCUUUAGAGAAUGAAGUGUAUCGCAAACCAAAACCCUCUUUGUUUGACCGGACAACCAUCGACCUCACUGCUGACAGAAUUGUACCUCCAGAUAUUUAUGUAGAUGCUGGUUUACUUAGGAAUCGGGUAGCAUCUGAAGAUCGCCUUUUUUAUCCAGGCUCUGGUAUAUGUGCAAACUAUGGCAAGUACGCUGAAACACCAUGUUCCUCACCAGAUUCUGACCAGGAUUUUGUUGCAGGAGCCAAGGCUCGAAUAAGGGAACUGGAAAAAGAGUCUGAGAACCUAGAAGAAGCCUACAGAAACUACCAAAACAGAGUUAUUCAAACAGCUAUUCAAAAGAGUGCAGAAACUCGAGCUUUUCCUCCAUUGCCGAUUAACAAUAUUGUCAGUAAAAUUCCAUCCAGCCACCAGCACAGAGUAACGUUUGCAGACAGUGUCUUUGCUUCUCAACAGCUAGAGCUCACUACAAGAGGCCAAAUAUAUGAGGAAAGUCAUCAACAAACAACUAAAAUUGAAGAUCACCAAACUCCAUCUGUUUAUCAGUUUACGUCUCCAGGAUGCUGCUCUUCAACACUUGUCAAAUGUAAAUUUGAAUAUGACAAGUGCAGGAGAACUUCAGAAGGUGUUGAUGGCUCAUUUCUGGCUUCUGUUCCCGGUGUACCAGAACAUAAAACAUCAGUAACAAGCAAUGAAAUCAAAUCCUGUGAUGUCCAGAUAGUCAAAACUGCAAACUCUCCUUUAUCUGUCGACUAUGGUGCCAAUGAAAGAUCAGAAAAUACUCCAGGAGAUAAUAGUGCAUCUCUUCAAUCUUCAACAAUUCAAAGGCUUGAAGAACUGAUCGAGCAAUCAGAUGACUGUUGUGAACUAGUGCAAGAAGAUAUUCCAACACUUGACAAGAAUUUGCCCCAGCACUGGGAGGAAAAUGUGAAUAGAGGAUCUGUUUCUUCAGUAGACCAAGAAGUAAUUUUAUCUCCACCAGAUAAAAGUAAAUUCAAAAGUUCAGAAGAAGAAGAAGAAAAAAGCAGAGGAGAAGAAGAACAGGCAUGUGAAGAUCAGAGACAAAGAGAUAAGGAGGAACAGUGUCUGGAAAGGCAGGAAGCCUGCGAUAGAGAACAGAGUGAACUGGAAUGCCUAGAACAGGAAAAGGAAGGAAAUGGACAAAGACCAAAGGAGCAGACAUCAGAACAUGUAGAAUUGCCAGCUUCAAGUACAGAUCCACUAGUGAAAUAUAUGAAAAUAAUUCAACAGCAAAAAGAUGAACAGCAGGAACAGAACACUGAAAAGGAAUUAGCAGAAGAGAGUUCCUUACUCCAAACACUGUCUGAUGGCAAAACUGGCAGUCCUGCAGAUUCUAAUGAAGAGGCUGAUGACAAUUUCUGGUGAAACAACCACCAGGAGCAAUAUUUUGACACGGACCAAUCACAGGAUGUAUUCCAUUGUACACUUUACAAUUCCAAUAAAACAAUUUCAUUUUUAAAAAA